GACUUAUGGGGACUGUUGGCCAUGGAUCCUCUAUAUCAACUAAACACAACCCAAGCAGAAGAUUCAGAGUUUGGAGCGAACUCCUCCAGCUGCUGCUGGACCACAGACACGAUCAAUGACGAGAACAUUUUGAAGCUGGACGACAGCACAAAGCUGGUCGGAGUCCAAGUGAUCCUCAUCCUCGCCUACAGCACAAUCAUAUUGUUCGGAGUCACUGGAAACUCCUUAGUGAUUUACGUUGUCUACAAGUUUAGAAAUCUACGAACCGUUACCAAUUUCUUCAUAGUGAACCUAGCCGUGGCGGACCUGCUGGUGAACACUCUGUGUUUGCCUUUCACCCUCGUCUACACUCUGUACGACGAGUGGAAGUUCGGCCAGGUGCUGUGCUUCAUGCUGCCCUGCGCUCAAGGCAUGGCGGUGCACGUGUCCACCAUCACCAUGAACGUCAUCGCCCUGGACCGCCACAGGAGCAUCGUCUACCACAUGGAGACCAAGAUGUCCAAGGUCAUGUGCGCCGUGGUCAUUGCCAUCACGUGGCUCGUCAGCGCGCUGCUGGCCAGCCCGCUCGCCAUCUUCAGGGAGUACGGGACGCUCGACCUCUUGCCCAACGAAUCUUUCCCGGUGUGCAUGGAGAAGUGGCCGGGAAGCAGCAUGAACGGAAGCAUCUACAGCAUAUCGGCGCUGCUGAUUCAGUACGGUUUGCCUCUGGUCAUCAACUCUGUCGCCUACAUCCGCAUCUGGAAUAAGCUGAAGAAAACCUGUGGAGGUCGAAAUGACCGCCAGCAGCGCAGGAGGAAGACCACUAAGAUGCUGCUGACCAUGGUGGUGGUCUUCGCCGUCAGCUGGUUGCCUUUCCACGCCUUCCAGUUGGCUGCCGACAUCGACAGCACUGUGCUGUCUAUGAAGGACUUUAAGCUGCUUUUCACCGUGUUCCACAUUGUGGCCAUGUGCUCCACGUUCGUGAACCCCAUCCUAUACGGGUGGAUGAACAGCAACUACAGGAAGGCCUUUUUGUCCGUGUGUCGGUGCUACCAGCCCUUCAGCUUGAGGGUGAGGUGCUCCAAAGGCAGAGAGGCGAAAAAAGUCGAAGACAGGGUUUGUACAGACUGCAAAUCAACAAAUGUUUAA
Messenger RNA from Chelmon rostratus (copperband butterflyfish), 1128 nucleotides. RefSeq names its product neuropeptide Y receptor Y2 (gene npy2r). Bases 22 to 1128 code for a protein of 368 amino acids. Gene Ontology annotation, molecular function: neuropeptide Y receptor activity. Gene Ontology annotation, cellular component: membrane. Gene Ontology annotation, biological process: G protein-coupled receptor signaling pathway. The record is from RefSeq and is a predicted model, not a curated record. Lineage: Eukaryota; Metazoa; Chordata; Actinopteri; Chaetodontiformes; Chaetodontidae. The transcript has a single exon.